Molecule: messenger RNA, 3005 nt
Organism: Hippoglossus stenolepis (Pacific halibut)
Lineage: Eukaryota; Metazoa; Chordata; Actinopteri; Pleuronectiformes; Pleuronectidae
Gene: eps8l1a
Product: eps8 like 1a
Exons: 14
Coding region: 326-1900 (524 amino acids)
Biological process (GO): regulation of Rho protein signal transduction; Rho protein signal transduction; positive regulation of ruffle assembly
Cellular component (GO): vesicle; plasma membrane; ruffle membrane
Molecular function (GO): actin binding
Source: RefSeq, a predicted model, not a curated record
UGCAGAUUCCAUUAGCCCCUUGGCACAAGCCACAGGCAGCUGCUGAGAGAAACACCUGUCGCAGGUCACAGGAAGGAGAGGCCCCACAGAGAUGCAAAGAGAGGGGAGGGCCGCAGCCCUCAUAGGUGCAUGAGACAGUCAGAGGAGAGUGAAAGCAGCGAGACAGAUUAACUGCGUAAGGAAAGCCAAACUUGUUUUUCUUGUUCCUGCAUAUCUCUGGAAGGUGGGACGUAUGCAUGUAAACAGCUCAGAUCAGAGCACAUACAACUCAGCACGAGGAUUGGUUUCUGUCCCUUGGAGUUAAACACUCAAACAGCACCAGAAGAUGUCUGCACCACCUCGGGUGGCCCCGAGAAAGAGCUCAGGCCUCCGGGUCAUGAUGCCUCCAGGAGAGCGGCCUCCUCCCGGCAGCCUGUCCAUCUACACAGUUUCUGAGAAUGGUGCCCACGAGGACUCAAAUCAUACAACUCAACAGAAUGCAGAGAGAGAAGUGGAGAUUCUGAACCACUGCUUUGACGACGUGGAGAGAUUCAUGGGGCGGCUGCAGCAGACGGCCGAGGCCCAGAGUGUUCUCGACCAAAGGAGGAAGAAGUCAAGGAAGAGCAAGAAGAAGACGGGACCCGAUGAUGAUUUGUUGACCAUGAAAGCGUCUCCUCCAUCAGAGGAAGACUUCUUGGACGUCUUUCAGAAAAUCAAGUACUCCCUCAGUCUGCUGGACCGUCUCAAGUCGUCCAUCUCACAGCCCGAUGCCUCCGACCUGCUGCAUCACAUCUUUCUGCCUCUCAGACUAAUGGUGAAAACCACCGGAGGCCCAGCCCUAGCUGCAUCCGUGGUCGGUCCUGCUAUGACCAGCGGUGCCGUUUCACUGCUCCAGGAGCAUCUGGCUGGAGGGGAAAAGGAACUCUGGACUUCAUUGGGGUCUAACUGGACUUCCUCAUGUUCGCACCUUGAUGUGUCGGCUGGUCCAUAUUCGCCCGUCUUCCUGGACGGAUGGCAGUCGCAGGCCUACGACUCAGCUGGGCAGCCUCUGGAAGAUCCCAUCGCGUUGCAGCACAAGCAGGAUGCCCUCAGGGAAAGGAAUCAGCCACAAACUCUGCAGAAACCAGCUCGACAAGCAUCGGAGGGCGCCGGUGAAGGCACUGAUGAAGUAGAUGGCAACGGGCUCCCACCAGAGGGAGAGAGGUUUUACUGCUGCAGCUACGACUUUGUGGCCAGAAACAGCACCGAACUGUCUGUGCUACAGGGAGAAACCCUGGAGGUAGUAGAGUCGGCGAAGCGAUGGUGGAAAUGUCGGAAUCGCUUCGACCAGAUAGGAUUUGUUCCCCACAACAUCCUGGAGCCUCUGUCUGCUCUGAACAACACGGGGAGGGACAAUCCACUGGUCCGGAGAGAGUCAAGGAUUGCACUUUCCCCUCCAGCAAACUACUUCUCAUUUCCUCCAUCCAGCCCGGAUGGGACCAGUCCUAAUGCUGCAAGCCCAACGACGCGCCCACAGAGCGGAGAAGAAAGUGACAGAGUCCUGAUAAUAAAUGAUGAGCUUCUGCAGCGGCUGGCUGGGAGGAAAGAGUCUGUCCGUCCGCCGGUGGCCCCUCGCACCCCGGACACUUCCACUUCCCUGAACUACCGCUCACCCCCUGCUGAGGUGGAGGCCUGGCUCACCGCUAAGGGCUUCAAUCAACAGACGAUUCGGGGUCUGGGCAUUUUAACUGGAGCGCAGCUUUUCACUCUGAACAAGGAGGAGCUCCGCCUAGUGGCACCGGAGGAUGGUGCAAGAGUCUACAGCCAGAUAAUGGUGCAGAAGACGCUUCUCGAGGAUGUGCACAAAGCCACGGAACUGGAGGCGGUGAUGGAGAAGCAAAAGCAGAAGAUCGGUGUGAAAUCGGAGGGUGGUGCAUUUUGACUGAGCCCGUCCACAUCCGCCGAUACAGUUGCGGCAUCAAACAUCAGUGGACGUACACGUGGUGUUGCUCGUACAGCUGGUGGCACAGAGGCACGUUUUAAUCGUGCGUGUUGUUGAGUCUCUUCUGUGCCAAAGAUUCAUGGACAUGAACGAGCUGUGUUCAAAGUAAAACUGUCUUACUAAUACUCUAAUAUUGAGACGAGCUUUAAACUCCUCGACAGUAUACUUAUUUUUGUUUUGUAUUUAGUGAAAUAUAUAAUAUAAAGUACAGAUGCAUACAGUUCUACAGUAUCCAGCCAUUACUCACAGUGAGAUUGAAGAAGAAACUAAUAAUUCCAGCAGUGAAAACGUGUGAAAUACAAUUUACACCAAGCUUAUUCUGACACUACUGGAUUUCAGAUGCAAAAGAUAGAUUUCAUUCGCCCGUCUGACUGAAAGCUUUACGAUUUUCGGAACUUCAGUUCAGUUUAAGGUAGAAACAGUGUGAGGGUUGUAAGGUGCAGCUGUGGCUUUGAGGGAGAACAGCAGGUUGUCUAUUAUUCGCAGGGUUGUUGGUGUGACCUGCCGUUGGUGUGGCUCCAGUUUCUUCUGUUACCUUUAAGACAGUGGCAUGGACGCUGGGAGUCGAGGUAAAGUGGAAAUACACUACCAGCAAGCAGCUCAGGACGGUCCCUCAUAGAGAAGACAGACCUGCUGUGAACCCAGUUGGAGAAUCGACGAGUGGCAUUUACCGAACCGAGCCACUGAGGGAAUUCAUGACUGUGUUGGGACCAGACUACUUCAGUGAGAUUCAAAAAGUAACUCAGGGCAUGAACAGUCUGAGUGAAUCACACUUUUUAUUGCAUUAACGUCAACCUGCAUUGAGACAAUGUUGCUUGCUGCAGACAAAUACACAUUGAAAUUAUUGUACGUCAUAAAUACACAAUUUCAGUCUAUGAGAUUCAAAAUGUUGCAUUGUGGCACACAUCAGAUCAGCAUGUAUAAGAGGGAUAUAAGGGAUACGUUGCUGUGGAUGUGGCAGCUUAAACAAUAUAUAUAUUUUUGUAUAACAGCUGUGUUUUCUAUGAUUAAAAUAUAUAAUAAAAAAUGUAUGUGAAGAAUUCUA